Aspergillus campestris IBT 28561 is the source of this 992-nucleotide messenger RNA. Its product is annotated as trafficking protein particle complex subunit 4. The transcript has 3 exons. NCBI's taxonomy places the organism in Eukaryota, Fungi, Ascomycota, Eurotiomycetes, Eurotiales, Aspergillaceae. The record is from RefSeq and is a predicted model, not a curated record. Gene Ontology annotation, cellular component: TRAPP complex. Gene Ontology annotation, biological process: endoplasmic reticulum to Golgi vesicle-mediated transport. The coding region runs from base 225 to 833 and encodes 202 amino acids.
CACUCCGCAGCACAUCACAUCCACCUUGCCUGUAUAUCUACAAUCAACUAAUAGCGAGCACCUCUCCUCACGAACGACAAUGAAUACAUGACUACCACAGUACCAACCAGCUACACCCAAUAUCCGACCAGAUCAUUCUAUCUCCGCGACGCCAUCCCACCAACCAACCACCCUCUUCAAGUUCCUCUUCCUCCGAUCAAUCAUACACAUAAUAUACCGCAAUCAUGACGGUAUUCUCUCUCAUCAUUAUCAAUAAGGCUGGUGGUCUUGUCUAUCAGCGCGAGUUUCAACCCGGUUUGCGAAAGCUGUCGACGAAUGAUUAUUUGGUUCUUGCGGGGACGUUUCAUGGAGUCCACGCAAUCACCCGCAGCAUAACCCCCAAAAUCCCCCUCCCCACCAACCCCAACACCAUCCCCAGCAACAGCAGCAGUCACAGCCACCAACCCUCCACCUCCUCAAUCCUCACAACCCACAAACCCAGCCCCUCAAUCUCGACAUCAACCACAACCCCCUCAACACCAACCCCGACCGCCCCCUCAUCAACAUCCACCCCCUCAACAACCCACGCGCUCCCCAUCCCCGGCACCCCCGUCACAGGCCUCGAAGUCCUCGAGUCCGACAAGUUCCGCCUCACCUGCUUCCAGACGCUGACAGGGACGAAGUUCCUGCUUUUCACGGAUCCGCUCAUGACGACCGUCGAGCCUGUCAUCCGGAAGAUCUAUGAGCUCUAUGCGGACUUUGUUAUGAAGAAUCCGUUUUAUCAGUUGGAGAUGCCGGUGCGGUGUGAGGCGUUUGAUAGGCAUCUUGGGGGGUGGUUGAGGGGGAGGGUUUAACUUUUCUUAUUACUUAUCUUACCCUUUGGGUUUUUUAUUCUUUGAUUGGAUUUGUUCUACUUUCUUUGGUCCUUUUAUUUUUGGCCGGGGUUGGAUGGGUGAUUGUUUAUUACUUGUAUAGGUUUAAUUUCUCGUAGUGUCAGAGUCGUCUUAUCUUAG